GUGAGUCAAGAGCAAGGAGUCAGCUAGGAGAGCUUGUUAUAAUGCAGUCCUGGGGCACUGUGGUAGUGACCUUGGCCAUAGUGAUGGUUGCCACUGUGGAUGCCAAGAUCUACGAGCGCUGUGAGCUGGCAAGAAAGCUGGAGAAAGCAGGCCUCAAUGGCUACAGGGGCUACACCAUUGGAGACUGGCUAUGCAUGGCACACUAUGAGAGUGGCUUUGAUACCUCCUUCGUGAAUCACAAUCCUGACGGCAGCAGUGAAUAUGGCAUUUUCCAGCUGAACUCUGCCUGGUGGUGUGAUAAUGGUGUCACACCUUCCCAGAAUCUCUGCCACAUGGAUUGUCGUGACCUGCUCAACCGCCAUAUUCUGGAUGACAUCUUGUGUGCUAAGCGGAUUGUGUCCUCACAUAACAGUAUGACUGCCUGGAACUCGUGGACCAAGCACUGUUCUGGCCAUGAUUUAAGUGGAUGGAUCAAGGGGUGUGAUAUGAAUGUGAAAACUGACCCAAAGAAAAUUAAUUCAUGACUCAGAUUCCCAGAGAUAGAGAUUUUUUUUUCCUUUCUUUUCUUUCUUUUGUGGAUUUAAUAAAGGAUGGUAUCUAUAAACAAUG
Molecule: messenger RNA, 609 nt
Organism: Tupaia belangeri chinensis (Chinese tree shrew)
Lineage: Eukaryota; Metazoa; Chordata; Mammalia; Scandentia; Tupaiidae
Product: sperm acrosome-associated protein 5
Exons: 4
Coding region: 42-524 (160 amino acids)
Biological process (GO): fusion of sperm to egg plasma membrane involved in single fertilization
Cellular component (GO): acrosomal vesicle; sperm flagellum
Molecular function (GO): lysozyme activity
Source: RefSeq, a predicted model, not a curated record